Medicago truncatula (barrel medic) is the source of this 573-nucleotide messenger RNA. Its product is annotated as cytochrome c oxidase subunit 5C. Lineage: Eukaryota; Viridiplantae; Streptophyta; Magnoliopsida; Fabales; Fabaceae. The coding region runs from base 182 to 376 and encodes 64 amino acids. The record is from RefSeq and is a predicted model, not a curated record. The transcript is spliced from 2 exons.
UAGUGCGAAUAGAAGAAGUUUAGAGCAAACCUAUCUUAGUUUGGGCUGACGAGAAUCUUCGGCCUGUAUUUUGCAUACUAGGUGGGUGGAUUGCUGUGUCCGAAAUCCUGUCGACAGCUUCGUCUUCGUGUGUGCCUCUCUCUCUCUCUCUGUAAUUACAACCUUCAAGACAAAGAAGAAAAUGUCUGGUCCUAGGAUUGCUCACGCUACCUUGAAGGGUCCAAGUGUCGUUAAGGAGAUAAUAAUUGGAAUCACACUUGGUUUAGUUGCUGGUGGUGUAUGGAAGAUGCAUCAUUGGAAUGAACAGAGAAAAACCAGGACCUUUUACGAUUUACUCGAAAAGGGUGAGAUUAGUGUUGUUGUAGAUGAAGAGUAAAAUGAUGUUGCGAUGCUUUCCUUCUGUAGACUGAACUCUAUUCAAGCCUUUUGUUUGUUGCUAUAUUCAAUUGGCUCGUGUAAAUGAGCCGAGCUACUUAUACAUUGCAAAUAAUAAGUUCUUGCUCUGAUUUUGGAUUAUGUUGUCUUGUAGAAAUUUCAUGAAGCAAUGUUAUAUUACAUGUUUGUGUUAUUUCA